AUGGAAAUGUUCAGAGAAGGAGGAUCAACUUCCAGACCCCCCAUGCUGGAAGGUUCUAACUAUCCCUAUUGGAAGACAAAGAUGAGAGCUUUCUUGAAGGCUGUGGAUGAACGAGUCUGGAUGGCAGUUGCCGAAGGUUGGUCACCUCCUACUGUUACUGACGAAGAAGGGGACAAGAUCAAAAAAUCCAGUGAAUGGACUACUGACGAAAUGGAACGAGCUAAUUUCAAUUCCAAAGCUCUUCAUGCCCUCUUCAAUGCUGUCUCGACUAAUCAACUGAAAGUUAUUUCGAACUGUGAAGUUGCCAAAGAUGCGUGGGAAAAGCUGAAAAUCAAGAAUGAGGGAACUGAUGCUGUUAAAAAGGCUCGACUUCGAUCUCUAGCAAAAUCCUUUGAGAAUCUGUCAAUGGAGGAAGAUGAAUCCGUCUCAGAAUUUCAUGCUAAGCUGUGUGACAUUUCCAAUGAAUCCUAUGCUCUUGGCAAAACUUACUCCAACAAGAAAUUGGUGAGAAAGCUACUAGGUGUUCUUCCAAAAAGAUUCAUGUCCAAAGUAACGUCUAUUGAAGAAAGCAGAGAUAUUGAAGCACUUGAUCUAGACGAAUUGAUUGGGUCACUCCAAAAUUAUGAGUUAACUCUUGAGAGAUGGGAGAAAGGGAAGAAAACCAAGAGUUCUGAGAAGGAGAAGAUCGAAAUGGAAGUUGCUUUCAUCCAUAAGGAAGAAAACUCUAAGGAAGUUGAUUUGUCUGAAUCUUUUACAGAUGCGAAUCUGGCCUUCCUGGCAAAGAAUUAUGCCCGAUUCUUAAAAAAGAACUUCAAGAAAUCUAAUCCUGGUAAUAAGGAAAAUUCUACUGGAAGGAACUUCCCUGGUCCUAACCGACAAUCCCAACAACCAGAAAAGAAACGAAAAGGGAUUCAGUGUCACGAAUGCUCAGGUUUUGGUCACAUACAGGCAGAAUGUGCAAAUACACUUAAGAAAAAGAAGGCCUUGGCUGUCACAUGGAGUGAUAGUGAAGAAGAAGAGGCUAGUGAUGAAUCGAAGGAUGAUAAGUCUGUAAUGGCAUUUAUGGUCAGGGAAUCUGUCCCUGAAGAAGUUGAGGGAGAUGACUCCUUGUCUGAUUCUGAAUCAACAGCUGAUGAGAAAAAUAAGGCUUAUGAGGAAAUGUUUGCCCAAUGGGGCUAUAUGGCUAAGAGAGUGAAGGAACUACAGGAUCUGAACAAAGCUCUUGAUGAUAGUAAAUGUGAACUAGAAGAUAAGCUCAAGAAGAUGACAUUGGAGUUGUGUUCCAAAGACAGUGAGAUAUACAAAUUGACUUCUGAACUUGUGAGAGCAAAGCAGUCCCUUUCUCAUGUUCCCUCGGGCACUGCUGCACUGAAUCAAGCUCUCCAAAAUCAGAAGCCGUAUGGAGACAGAACAUCUAUUGGAUACAAACUGUUAUACAAUCAAGGGAAUGAUUUGACUAUUGAAGAUAACUCAGCUUCAUCCUCUGGUGAUAAAAUAAAGUUUGUGUCUGCCUCUACUACCAUCAAGGAUGAUCAACCAGAGAAAAAACCUGAUGAAUCUAAGCCCAACUCUUUCAAAAGAGGUCCUAUGAGUGAAAAAUCAAGAGACAAACAGGUUGAUCGAUUUGUUCCAACGUGUCACUUCUGCAAUAAAAGAGGACACAUCAGGCCAAGAUGUUACAAACUCCGAACUUACUUGACAAACCUUAUCAAUAGGAAAUCUGGCCACGGUAAUUUCUCUUUUGCCCCUCAACACGGAACUAAGAAGAAGAGGAAAUCCAAACGUGAAAAUCUGGCUCUUGUUGCUCAUACCUCCCUGUCAGCUAUGAAAGAUAACUGCUGGUACUUUGAUAGUGGAUGCUCACGACACAUGACAGGUUCCUGCAAUGAUCUUAAGAACUUUCAUUCAUCCAAAGAAGGGUUUGUCACCUUUGGUGAUGGAAAUAAAGGGGAGAUUAUGGGGCAGGGUGAUCUAGAUCUCUUGGAUGUCUUCUCUCUGACAGGCGUGCUAUUCGUGAAAGGACUGAAAGCAAACUUAAUUAGCAUCAGUCAACUAUGUGAUGCUAACUAUGAUGUGAACUUCACCAAGACACAAUGCUUAGUCUCAUCUGAUGGGAAAACAGUUCUCGGAGGGAACAGAACGGCUGAUCACUGCUAUGUUCUGACCAAUCAAGUAAAAUGCCACAGGGUGUUCUUGGAUAAACCUGAUUUAUGGCACUACAGACUGGGGCACCUAAACUACAGAGACUUAAAGAAGAUUGUUUCCAUCAAAGCUGUCCGUGGGAUUCCUGAAUUCAGAUUGGGAAGAGAUAGGGUGUGUGGUCCCUGCCAACAAGGUAAACAAAUUAAGUCCUCUCAUCCUCCUAUAAAUGCCCUCCUUACUUCCAAAGUACUAGAAUUAGUUCAUGUUGAUCUAAUGGGUCCAAUGCAAACUGCAAGCAUUGCGGGGAAACGGUAUGUGAUGGUGUGUGUAGAUGACUUCUCAAGAUACACUUGGGUAAACUUCCUCAAAGAAAAAUCAGAUACCUUUGGAGCCUUCUCCUCUCUGUGUCUGCAGCUGCAAAAUGAAAAGGGUGUCACCAUUGGCAAGAUUUAUCGGUUCAGAAGCGAUCAUGGGAAGGAAUUUGAAAACGACAUAUUUGCUCAAUUCUGUAAUAAAAUGGGUAUUAGCCAUGAGUUCUCUGCACCUAAGACUCCACAGCAGAAUGGGAUCGUAGAACGCAAAAAUAGAACUCUUCAGGAGAUGGCUCGGGUCAUGCUGUGUGCAAAGGGUGUGGCUAUCCGGUUUUGGGCCGAAGCUGUGAAUACUGCAUGUUAUAUAUGUAAUCGAGUUCAUCUGCGAACUGGUGCAUCUCAAACUCCUUACGAACUGUGGAAAGGCAAGACUCCUAAUCUGAGCCAUGUACAUAUAUUUGGGUGUACCUGUUACAUACUCAAUGAUCGUGAUCAUCUUGGAAAAUUUGAUGCUCGGAGUGAUGAAGGAAUUUUCCUUGGAUACUCGACUAACAGCCGUGCGUAUAGGGUGUACAACAAACGAACUUUUACAGUCAUGGAAUCAAUGAAUGUAAAGUUUGACGACUUGGAGGUGUCAGACAAUGGGUCUGGAUCUGGAGAGGAAGAUUCCCAUGACCCAUAUAUCCCAUCACUCCCUCUGGUUACACUUAAUCAAGAAACACCAGAGAUAACACCAUCUAACAGCCAACCAGUCUCAUCUGCCAAUGAUGGUACCUCAUCUGUUGAUUCUAUGGGAGAUGACGCCAUCUCAAAGACUCGGCCCCAUCAGCAAGGAUGCAAUGUCCUCACCUCACUCUCGAUUAUAUAA
Molecule: messenger RNA, 3321 nt
Organism: Cannabis sativa
Lineage: Eukaryota; Viridiplantae; Streptophyta; Magnoliopsida; Rosales; Cannabaceae
Exons: 1
Coding region: 1-3321 (1106 amino acids)
Biological process (GO): DNA integration
Molecular function (GO): nucleic acid binding; zinc ion binding
Source: RefSeq, a predicted model, not a curated record